This is a messenger RNA of Asparagus officinalis (garden asparagus), 3610 nucleotides long. RefSeq names its product pentatricopeptide repeat-containing protein At1g74750-like. Gene Ontology annotation, molecular function: protein binding. The transcript has 2 exons. Lineage: Eukaryota; Viridiplantae; Streptophyta; Magnoliopsida; Asparagales; Asparagaceae. The record is from RefSeq and is a predicted model, not a curated record. Bases 917 to 3481 code for a protein of 854 amino acids.
CUCGACAAAGGAGAGAUUUUUUUCAAUCAUUUUCGGAUUUAUAGAUCCAACCCAUUGAUUAUACUUUAAACCCUCAAUCUCUGGAGUACUCUAUGCUGUUCAAUUGUACUCAUGUUUUGUUUAUGGUGUUGGGUUCUCUCAGAAAACUUGAGUUAUUAUUUUUGAGCUUUGGUCUGUAAUUGUUGCGAGGAUAGAUUCGUGAUUGAGCUAACAUACCCUUUGAAUUAUUAUAUAUAAUUUGUGAUAGAUAUUUUUAGAACUUCUAAUAAUUAUCUAAUUUGGUAUGGAGCUCUGUGUCUUUCUUUUAUUUCCCAUUUUUUGCUGCUUUAAAUCUUUUUAGUUAUCAUUUAGGGGAAUUAAAAAAAUCCAUUAUUUGCAGGAAACUAGAAUCAUUUUACUCCUAAACACCAAAGUUUACACCUUUUUUGAAUUUGAUACCUCAAAGUAUUUUUUGGCCUAAAAAUAUCCCAAGGUUCAAAAAAAAAAGAUAUAACUUUGAGAGGUAUCAAAGUUAAUCUUUUUUUAAAUCUUUUGUGAACAUUGGGACAUUUUGUGUGCAAAAGAUAAAAUAAAAUAGAAAAAACCAGGGUGUAAAGGUAAUAACUGGUGUAAGUUAUGCGGUAUUAAGUGAAAAUAACCUUUAUUAAAUGUAAAUUCUUCAAAUGAAAAUACGUUCGACUAUGAAACCCCAGUCUUAAUCUAAAUAGGUUGGAUUUUUUGUUAUUAUCACUAAUUUAUUGCAAAACAGGAUGCAAAUGAAGUGUUUUUUGUAAUUUCUUUAUUUAAAAGUUAUGUUUUCCUCUUCAAUAGGCUUUUUGGUACAUGCUGUUCAAUCUCAAUCAUUGACGAAACAGUCCGUUCUGUGGAGUGAGCAUGGUGUCUCAGUCUGGAUCCAGAUAAUAAUAAAUAACUGAUCAUGUUGAGAACCAAGCAAAUUAGCACUCUUUCGCAGUGCGCUAGGACUUUUUAUCUCAGUGGCACAAGAUGCGGUGGUGCUGAUGGAGCUGCGUGUUCUUGCUCUGAUGAUGAUUCUUCUAUUAAGGGGAAAACGCCUAAUAGAACCGAGCUAUCUACUGAUGUGGUCACUAAAGCGAGAUCUCCUGGUUUAAAAGAUGCAUUUGGGCCUGUGAAUUAUCUCAGCCCUCAGAAUCGUGCAGUUGUAGGUUCAGGCCCUCAGAAUCGUGCAGUUGUAGGUUCAGGCCCUCAUGUUAAAAUCAAUUCUGAUGGGGAUACCAUUGAAGCUCCUCAGAGUUGUGCGAUUAAUUCAUCAAUGGCUACUCAAAACUUUGUUAAGGCAGGUGUUGCAACUGUUGGCAUGCUUUCUGAGUUAAUUAAUUAUAGGAUCCCAAGAGCAGAUGACCAUGAUGAUCAUCUCUCAACCUCGAAUUAUGUGAUCAACAAUACUCCACCAGUUUCUAAUACAAGGUCAAAUAAUGGAAAAUCUCGUAACAAUGCAAAGUAUUCCAAGGUCCAGCCAAGCUCCUCUAUCAGCACUGAAGAAAGAUCAAAUUCUAAUUCAUCACCUUCUCAGAAUAAUAAUGGAGUCAAAUAUAGCACAUGGAGAACAAAAUCUAAGCAAAAUAGUCCAGGAACUUCUGCUGGGGUUCAUAGAUCACAGUCAAGCAUACCAGACCAAAGACAUCCAGUGCAGCAGAGCGCAAAUUGUGACUCUGACACAAGAUCUGGAACUAAAAUCUCUGAUAGGCAUAUUAAAUCUUCUACUAAGUUUCAUCAUCCAACGAGAAAUGCCAGAUUCCAAGCUGGAGGUUCUCUAUCUGGUACUCGAUCUCUACAUUCAGUUCGUGCAGUUGAGCUAUACCAUCACACUCUGCAACAGUUGAAAUGGGGGCCCAAAGCAGAGGAAACCCUUGACGGUCUUCAAUGCAAAUUAGAUGUUUUCCAAGCAAAUCAAGUGCUAAAACUUCUCCGUGAUCAUUCUGUGGCUCUCGGGUUUUUCAAAUGGUUGAAGCAUCAGGCUGGCUUCAAACAUGACGAGCAUACUUACACCACCAUGAUCGGCAUCCUCGGGCAAGCUAGGCAAUUUGGUAUAAUAAAACGACUUUUAGAUGAAAUGAAAAGAGAUGGAUGCUUUCCGACUGUGGUCACAUACAAUCGGUUGAUCCAUGCAUAUGGCCGUGCUAAUUACAUAUCCGAGGCUGUUGAAGUAUUUCACGAGAUGCAAGAACUUGGUUAUGAACCUGACCGAGUCACCUACUGCACUCUAAUUGAUAUCCAUGCAAAAGCUGGAUUCUUAGAAGUCGCUCUUGAUUUAUACCGAAACAUGCAAGAAGUCGGUCUUUCUCCUGACACUUUCACUUAUAGUGCGAUGGUAAACUGCCUUGGGAAAGCUGGACAUCUUGCUGCUGCUUAUAAUCUAUUCUGCGAGAUGAUCGACCGUGGAUGCAUCCCUAAUCUAGUGACAUACAACAUUAUGAUAGCUUUACAGGCAAAAGCAAGAAACUAUCAGAGCGCAGUGAAGCUUUACAGAGAUAUGCAAGCUGCUGGAUUUCGCCCGGAUAAGAUAACUUACAACAUUGUGAUGGAGGUCCUUGGCCACUGUGGGCAUCUGGAUGAAGUGGAGGCCGUGUUCCUUGAAAUGCAACGGGAUUGGAUUCCUGAUGAACCUGUCUAUGGUCUUCUUGUGGACAUGUGGGGCAAAGCUGGGAAAGUGGAGAAAGCACGAGCUUGGUUUCAUUCAAUGCUCGAAGCAGGCUUGAGGCCUAAUGUACCAACUUGCAAUUCUUUGUUAAGCGCGUUUAUUAAGAUGCAGAGGUUCUCCGAUGCACAUAUCGUGCUCCAGAAUAUGAUUGGUAUGGGUCUGGUUCCAUCUCUUCAGACCUACACUCUUCUUCUCAGCUGCUGCACCGAUGAGAUAGGCUCUAAUAUGAUAUCAUGUAGCAAGCUUAUGGCUAUAACCGGCCACCCGGCUCAUAAUUUUCUACAGUCUUUACCUAAUGCUGAGCCUGGUGGGAAAAAUGUUCGAGACCAUACUAAUCGGUUCUUGGAACUGAUACAUAGUGAAGACCGGGAGAGCAAGAGGGGUCUUCUUGAUGCCGUAAUCGAUUUCCUUCAAAAGUCGGGUCUCAAAGAGGAGGCUGGAUUUAUAUGGGAGGUUGCUGCACAAAAGAAUGUGUACCCUGAUUCAGUAAGAGAGAAGAGUUCGUCAUAUUGGCUUAUAAAUCUCCAUGUUAUGUCUGAAGGGACGGCAGUUAUUGCAUUAUCGAGGACUCUGGCUUGGUUUCAGAGGCAAAUGUUGGCCUCGGGAUUUGGCCCUCGAAGGAUUGAUAUUGUAACGGGAUGGGGGAGGAGGAGUAGGGUAACAGGAUCUUCUUUAGUUAGGCAGUCUGUUGAGGAGCUGCUGCACUUAUUUAGGUUUCCUUUCUUCACUGAGAAUGGCAACUCUGGGUGCUUUGUUGGAUGUGGAGAGGCCCUUAAUCGUUGGUUGCUCAAUUCGUAUGUCGAUCGUAUGCAUUUGUUGUAGGUAGUGAUGUUGCUUAAUUGUUAUGUGGUGCAAUUUUGUAAGUUAUGGAGUGCAUCAUUGGGUUUGAACAAUGUAGCAAGUUAUUAGAGAUAUCAGAGCUUUUGCAAUUCAUCAUUGUCAUGGUAUCAA